UCAGAUCUGCACAGCGUCCGGAGAAUACCGUUAUGCAAGCGCUGGAAUCCCUUAACGACUCGCAGGUGAAUGAUUUUCUCAGUGGCAAGACUCCACUCAAUCUUAGUAUGCGUCUGGGUGAUCACAUGAUGCUUAUUCAGUUGCAACUGAGUACUGUUAAUCCUGCUGGCGGCACUACUGCCUCAACGGCUGCCCUGCCACCUGUGGUGGGCGGUAAUAGCUCUGUUGGCGGCUGUAGUGGCAGUACUAGCUCUUCCCAUUCAGCAUCAAGCGGAGCCCUGGGCUGCAUUUAUCCAAGCAGUAGCGUGGACUCCCAUUUGUCGCAUGCGCGCACCCGUUCCUCCAGCCAUAGACUGGGCAGCGGACGCAUUAGCAACGGGCAUGUGCAUAGCCAUCAGCAUCCGAGUCUGCACCACAGCCAUAGCCAUCACCGCCAUCAUCAUCAUCAGCAUCACAAUGCCACGGCGAUGGCCGCCGGUAGCGCUGGCACACACCUACGAAAGCUCGAUCUGGAGCGCUCAGGUAACAACAAAAGCAGAAGGAGCACCACCACCGAAACCACUACCAUCAGCAGUGACAGCGACAACAGUAGCAGCAGCUUGAGUGGCACUACGGCCGGAAAUGGUCGCGGACACCAUGCCAUUAAGACCUCCGAUCUCAGCUCGUUCCUUAGCAAGCGCGACUACGAGAGUCUGCAUAAUAUUGUGAAGAGUAUAGCACCACGGGCUGCAGCUGCGGCCGCUGCCGCUGUAACUAGCCAGAUGUCCAGGCAACCAUCAACGGCACAAUUAAAGCCGUUAUUGGAGCAAUCUCCAAUCAAGUCGCUCUCCAAUCUCGUUUCGUCUCCCAUCAAAACGACAGCCAUCAAGAACAUACACAUUGCCCAUGACUCUAACAGUACCAGCUCCUUACCUCCCAGUAUUGUUGGCCGUGCAUCGCCAACCAGUUGUACUAGUGGUGGCUGCCAUCAGGAUCCGAUAGCCGCAAAGCUCACCUCGUGCUUGUGCACACGCCUGGCAACAGCAUCAGCGGCAUCUGAAGAUACAAAAUCUAUAGUAGCUUCAACACCACCGCCAACAACAACCACAACAACAACAACACCAGCACCACCGCCACCAUCACCACCAACAUCAUCACCAACUUCAACACCACCACCAGCAAUAGCUGCUUCAAGAACUUUACCCAAUCUCAAUAUUGGAGCUUUCAGUCGUACAUCUGUUUGUUCUGGUACUGUCUCCAACUCCGGGUCCGGCUGUGUUGUGGACAAUUCGUUACGUAAGACGGUCAAUAAUCCGAUUACCGUUACACGCUCCAAGCAUAGACACCACCAUCACCACCACCAUCAUCAACACCAUUAUCAUCAUGCCGCACUAGCGGCAGCCGCAAGGCUCAAGUCUCAAGAGGCAACUCUCGCGAAAAGUGGAACCCCAAUUGCAGAUGCGGUUGGGACCACCCGCACUAGCAGCACCGCUGAGUUAGACGAUGCCGGCGUAACUCUUGCCGAAGCAUCGCGUAAUCUGACCCAGACUUUGCGGAAGCUCUCGAAAGAGGUUUUCACUAAUAAGAUUGACUUGUCUGGCGGUGGAAACAUGGGUGUUGGCGCCGGCAUUGGGGGCGGUGAAGAAACACCACGCAAAAGUGGCUCCGGCGCUGUCAUUGAAUCGAUGAAGAAUCACGGCAAGGGCAUCUACUCUGGCACAUUCUCAGGCACUUUAAAUCCGGCGCUACAGGAUCGCUUUGGCCGGCCAAAGCGCGACAUAUCAACGGUAAUACAUAUACUUAACGAUCUGUUAAGUGCCACGCCCCAAUACAGUCGUGGUGCGCGUAUCAGUUUUGAGGCACCAUCCAGUAGCAACACCAGCAUGAACAGUAACUCCAGCAUUAGCAGCAGCAACAGCAACAGCAGUAGCAGCAACAAUGGCUCGACAAUUUCCAGCUCCAUUAAUACUUCUUGUGGCAACGCCGGUGCGGCCAAAACUGCAGCGCCAACAUCAGUGCCCGUCGCUCUACAUCAUAACGUGCGUAGCAAAUUGUACUCGACCAAACAUCACAAUUGCGCCAAAUGUAACUCUCGCGCCCAACAGCAACAAGCAGCAGCAGUUUUGAGUGCUGGCAACUGUGCUUAUGGCGAAUCUAAUGGCCACUAUUUGGCUAAGGAAGGUAUUUCUACUGCAAUCGCUAGCAGUCUCAAGUCAUAUACACACGGCUGCUGUACCGAUGCGGAUAUAUCCAGCACCGACAGCGCUAGUAAUACCCCAGCGAUGGACAGCUCGAAUGGAUGCAUGUGCCGUAAUCACGGUGGCGGCGUUAGGCUGAACGAUGGCCAACGGGAUCACAUGUGCCAAAAGUGCAUCGCUGACCUGGCCAAUCUAAAGACCAAGUCUAAGCUAGACCAACUACGUCUAGUUAUGCAGCAGCGCAAACAGAAGCGUGAAGCGCGCAAGCUCAAGAGCACGCCGUACGAUGCCAAUGCAGGAAUUCUAACGGCAACUGUGGAGGCAACGCCGCAAUAUAGCGCUGUUAGCGCGCUGGUGACGACGCCGCUGCCGGCAGUCAAGACCAAGCACAGCAGCAAUAGCAACAACACAACAAAAGCUGCUGCGGCUGCAACCACUGCAUCGCCCAGCGAGGUCUCACCCAAUCAUAUAGUAGAGGAGGUAGAUACGGCAGCAUAAGUACAACUGCAAUGCACCCCUUAUAGCAUUUAUUAGUUUAAAGUUGCAAAAACAAUAA
Drosophila arizonae is the source of this 2733-nucleotide messenger RNA. RefSeq names its product ubiquitin-like domain-containing protein stuxnet (gene stx). Gene Ontology annotation, molecular function: protein binding. The record is from RefSeq and is a predicted model, not a curated record. Gene Ontology annotation, cellular component: nucleus. Lineage: Eukaryota; Metazoa; Arthropoda; Insecta; Diptera; Drosophilidae.